AUGACACAACAGAGAAACAGAAAUAUACAAGGAAUUAACACAGAAUUUCUCGGGCUCAGGAACGUGCCAGCCAACUACAAGGUCCUGUUCGUUCAAGGAGGAGGAACGGGUCAGUUUGCGGCCGUUCCUCUCAACCUGAUGUCGAGAACGGGCAAGGCAAUUUACAUGGUCACAGGCUCGUGGUCCAGCAAGGCGGCCAAGGAAGCCAGCAAGUACGGCGCCGUGAACCUCGUGUUUCCCAAGCUGGAGAAGUACACGACCAUCCCGGAGAAGUCGACCUGGAAACUCGACCCUGAGGCGGCCUACGUGUACUACUGCGCUAACGAGACUGUCGAAGGCGUCGAGUUCCAGUACGUGCCCGAAGUCCCCCAGGGGGUCCCUCUGGUGUGCGACAUGUCCUCCAACUUCUUCUCGAGGCCUGUGGAUGUGUCCAAGUUCGGCGUGAUCUACGGAGGCGCCCAGAAGAACAUCGGCUGCUCUGGGGUCACCGUGGUCGUCGUGCGGGAGGACCUCCUGGGCUGCCCGCUCCCCGUCUGCCCCGCCGUCCUCGACUACGGAAUCAUGGCCAAGAACAAGUCCCUGUACAACACGCCGCCGACCUUCGCGAUCCACGUGGUGGGCGAGGUCCUGGCGUGGGUGAAGAGGGAAGGCGGCCUGGAGGAGAUGCAAAGACGCUCGAUUGAGAAGAGCAAGAUGCUGUAUGGCGUUAUCGACGAGAGCGCCGGCUUUUAUAACAAUCCUGUGGAUGUGGCUGCCAGGUCCCGGAUGAACGUCGUUUUCCGGGUGGGCGAAGGCGGGAAAGACGACCUCGAGGCGAACUUCAUCUCACAGGCUGCUGCCCAAGGACUUCUUUCUCUCAAGGGACACAGGUCGGUUGGUGGAAUCCGCGCCUCGAUUUACAAUGCUAUCACCAGCGAUGACGUCAGACGCUUGUGCGAAUUCAUGAGGACUUUUCUCAAAGCAAACAAAGUGUGAGACGCAACUCUCGCCAAAAGAAAUCACGAUCUGUCCAGAUUUUAUUAAGAUUUAGUUGUUGAUGGAUUAGAUAAUAUUCGGUAUAAGAUUUUAAAAAAAUAACGUGACCUGUGAUGACAUACUUCGACAGUAAAGAGGGACCACUUAACAUGCCAUCUCCAGUCUUCAUUUCUUCACAAAUAUACAUCGAUGCAUAUUUAUUGUAUUCAGCGACAUGUCUCAUCAGUGUAAGUCAAGUGCAACAUGAGGUUGAACCUUUCUCAACUGUCUAGGCGUUUCUUGUAUAGAAGUACACAUGGUGACGUUCGUUCUGCCAAUGUUUAUAUGUUGUGGAAAUGUUUAUCCGUAAGCAUAUCAGACUAGGCAGACAUUUGUCUUUUAAAAGGAACUAGCGACUUCUAGAUAUUGUUGAUUAACGUUAACCAGACAAUGAUGCAUUCCAGAGCAAUCGCAUAUAUCCACGAAAUUUAUAUUCAGUAUACGGCAUGUUAUACUACUGACUCCAUAUACAGAUAGUAAAAUGAACUGAAAGAA
Messenger RNA from Penaeus vannamei (Pacific white shrimp), 1509 nucleotides. NCBI's taxonomy places the organism in Eukaryota, Metazoa, Arthropoda, Malacostraca, Decapoda, Penaeidae. The record is from RefSeq and is a predicted model, not a curated record.